GCCCGGGGACGCGCCCGGGCCGGUCUCUGCCCUAAUGCGGCGGCGAGAGGCGCUGCAGGAGACGCGGGGGUAGUGGCAGCGCAGGCAGCAGAGCGCGCGGGCUGCGCCCAGGGCCGGAGCGGAGCCCCUGGAGAGUGACCCCGGGGUCUUCUUUGUGUGUGCUUUGCGACGUUGAUUGACGUAUGUGCAGUUUGGGACACUGGAGGUUUCCUUCCCGCCGCAGCCUCUGGUGCUGUGAGAAGGGGGCUGCAUGAGGCAGAGACGCUGAGCUCUGUCUGGGAGGCUGAGUCAGAGCAGCUGGAAGCAGCAAGACCCCGCCGGCCGGGGAACGGGGAGCGGGGCCCAGCGCCGAGGAUGGCCAGGCCGCAGCCACCACCCUGGGUCCACGCCGCCGUCCUCCUCUGCCUCCUCGGCCUGGGCGGGGCCAUCGAGAUUCCUAUGGAUCUGUCCCAGCCCCCGACCAUCACCAAGCAGUCGGUGAAGGACCACAUUGUGGAUCCCCGGGACAACAUCCUGAUCGAGUGCGAAGCGAAGGGGAACCCGGCCCCCAGCUUCCACUGGACUCGAAACAGCAGGUUCUUCAAUGUCGCCAAAGACCCCCGGGUGUCGAUGAGGAGGCGGUCCGGGACCCUGGUGAUCGACUUCCGCAGUGGAGGGCGGCCAGAGGAGUAUGAGGGGGAGUACCAGUGCUUCGCCCGCAACAAAUUCGGCACAGCCCUGUCCAAUAGGAUCCGCCUGCAGGUGUCCAAAUCUCCCCUGUGGCCCAAGGAAAAUCUAGACCCCGUGGUGGUUCAGGAAGGCGCCCCCUUGACACUGCAGUGCAACCCGCCGCCCGGACUUCCGUCCCCAGUCAUCUUCUGGAUGAGCAGCUCCAUGGAGCCCAUCACCCAAGACAAGCGCGUCUCCCAGGGCCAUAACGGGGACCUGUAUUUCUCUAACGUGAUGGUGCAGGACAUGCAGACCGACUACAGCUGCAACGCCCGCUUCCACUUCACCCACACCAUCCAGCAGAAGAACCCAUUCACCCUCAAGGUCCUCACCAACCACCCCUAUAAUGACUCGUCCUUAAGAAACCACCCUGACAUGUACAGUGCCCGAGGAGUUUCAGAAAGAACCCCCAGCUUCAUGUACCCCCAGGGCACCGCGAGCAGUCAGAUGGUGCUGCGCGGCAUGGACCUGCUGCUGGAGUGCAUCGCCUCCGGGGUCCCCACACCAGACAUCGCGUGGUACAAGAAAGGCGGGGACCUCCCAUCGGACAAGGCCAAGUUUGAGAACUUCAACAAGGCGCUGCGCAUCACCAGCGUGUCUGAGGAAGACUCGGGGGAGUACUUCUGCCUGGCCUCCAACAAGAUGGGCAGCAUCCGGCACACGAUCUCGGUGAGAGUAAAGGCCGCUCCCUACUGGCUGGACGAGCCCAAGAACCUUAUCCUGGCUCCAGGCGAGGAUGGCAGGCUGGUGUGUCGAGCCAACGGGAACCCGAAGCCCACUGUCCAGUGGAUGGUGAAUGGGGAACCUUUGCAAUCGGCACCGCCCAACCCAAACCGCGAGGUGGCUGGGGACACCAUCAUCUUCCGGGACACGCAGAUCAGCAGCAGGGCCGUGUACCAGUGCAACACCUCCAACGAGCACGGCUACCUGCUGGCCAACGCCUUCGUCAGCGUGCUGGACGUGCCGCCUCGCAUGAUGUCCCCACGGAACCAGCUCAUCCGGGUGAUCCUGUACAACCGCACACGGCUGGACUGUCCCUUCUUCGGGUCCCCCAUCCCCACACUCCGAUGGUUUAAGAAUGGGCAAGGGAGCAACCUGGAUGGUGGCAACUACCACGUCUACGAGAACGGCAGCCUGGAAAUCAAGAUGAUCCGCAAAGAGGACCAAGGCAUCUACACCUGUGUCGCCACCAACAUCCUGGGCAAAGCCGAGAACCAGGUCCGCCUGGAGGUCAAAGACCCCACCAGGAUCUUCCGGAUGCCUGAGGACCAGAUCGUCAAAAGGGGCACCACCGUGCAGCUGGAGUGCCGGGUCAAGCACGACCCCUCCCUGAAGCUCACGGUCUCCUGGCUGAAGGACGACCAGCCGCUCUACAUCGGGAACAGGAUGAAGAAGGAGGACGACUCCCUGACCAUCUUCGGGGUGGCCGAGCGGGACCAGGGCAGCUACACGUGCGUCGCCAGCACGGAGCUGGACCAAGACCUGGCCAAGGCCUACCUCACCGUGCUAGCUGAUCAGACCACUCCAACUAACCGUUUGGCUGCCCUCCCCAAAGGACGGCCGGACAGACCACGGGACCUGGAGCUCACCGACCUGGCCGAGAGGAGCGUGAGGCUGACCUGGAUCCCAGGGGACGAUAACAACAGCCCCAUCACAGACUAUGUGGUCCAGUUCGAAGAGGACCAGUUCCAGCCAGGGGUGUGGCACGACCAUUCCAAGUUCCCAGGCAGCGUCAACUCGGCCGUCCUGCAGCUGUCCCCGUACGUCAACUACCAGUUCCGGGUCAUUGCUGUCAACGAGGUCGGCAGCAGCCACCCCAGCCUCCCGUCCGAGCGCUACAGAACCAGCGGGGCCCCCCCUGAGUCCAAUCCCAGCGACGUGAAAGGAGAGGGGACCAGAAAGAACAACAUGGAGAUCACGUGGACGCCCAUGAAUGCCACCUCCGCCUUUGGCCCCAACCUGCGCUACAUCGUCAAGUGGCGGCGGAAGGAGACUCGAGAGACCUGGAACAACGCCACAGUGUGGGGCUCCCGCUACGUGGUAGGGCAGACCCCGGUCUACGUGCCCUAUGAGAUCCGAGUGCAGGCCGAAAAUGACUUUGGGAAGGGCCCGGAGCCAGACACGGUCAUCGGCUACUCCGGAGAAGAUUAUCCCAGGGCUGCACCCACUGACGUUAAAAUCCGAGUCCUGAACAGCACAGCCAUCAACCUUCAGUGGAACCGCGUCUACUCCGACACGGUCCAGGGCCAGCUCAGAGAGUACCGAGCCUACUACUGGAGGGAGAGCAGCUUACUGAAGAGCCUGUGGGUGUCUCAGAAGAGACAGCAAGCCGGCUUCCCUGGUGACCGUCUCCGGGGCGUGGUGUCCCGCCUCUUUCCCUACAGUAACUACAAGCUGGAGAUGGUUGUGGUCAAUGGGAGAGGCGAUGGGCCUCGCAGUGAGACCAAGGAGUUCACCACCCCGGAAGGAGUACCCAGCGCCCCCAGGCGCUUCCGAGUCCGGCAGCCCAACCUGCAGACAAUCAACCUGGAGUGGGACCACCCGGAACACCCCAACGGCAUCCUGACUGGGUAUUCUCUCCGAUACCUGCCCUUUAAUGGAACCAAACUAGGAAAGCAGAUGGUGGAGAACUUCUCUCCCAACCAGACCAAGUUCACGGUGCAGAGAGCGGACCCCGUGUCACGCUACCGCUUCACCCUGAGUGCCAGGACGCAGGUGGGCUCCGGGGAGGCAGUCACGGAGGAGUCGCCGGCGGCCCCGAAUGAAGCUACUCCAACCGCAGCUCCUCCCACGUUGCCCCCGACCACGGUGGGUGCCACGGGCGCCGUGAGCAGUACCGAUGCUACUGCCACUGCCGCCGCCGCCACCGAAGCCACAACAGUCCCCAUCAUCCCAACUGUCGCACCUACCACCAUCGCCACCACCGUCGCCACAACUACCACCACCACUGCCGCCGCCACCAUGGAGAGUCCUCCCACCACCGGGACUAAGACACAUGAAUCCGCGCUGCCUCCCUCCUCACCACUAACUCCUCUUCUAACCCGCCCUUCAGCCCCCGACCAGCAGUCCAUAUGGAACGUCACGGUGCACCCCAACAGUAAAUGGGCCAACAUCACCUGGAAGCACAAUUUCGGGCCCGGAACUGACUUUGUGGUUGAGUACAUUGACAGCAACCAUACGAAAAAAACUGUCCCUGUUAAGGCCCAGGCCCAGCCUAUACAGCUGACAGACCUCUAUCCCGGGAUGACAUACACAUUGCGAGUUUAUUCCCAGGACAAUGAGGGCAUCAGCAGUACCAUCAUCACCUUUAUGACCAAUACAGCUUACACCAACAGCCAGCCUGACGUCGUCACCCAGGGCUGGUUCAUCGGGCUCAUGUGCGCCGUCGCCCUCCUGGUGCUGACCCUGCUCAUCGUCUGUUUCAUCAAGAGGAGCCGUGGUGGCAAGUACCCAGUGCGAGAAAAGAAGGAUGUUCCCCUUGGCCCCGAGGACCCCAAAGAAGAGGAUGGCUCCUUCGACUACAGUGACGAGGACAACAAGCCGCUGCAGGGGAGCCAGACGUCGCUGGACGGCACCAUCAAGCAGCAGGAGAGUGACGACAGCCUGGUGGACUAUGGCGAGGGCGGCGAGGGGCAGUUCAACGAGGACGGCUCCUUCAUCGGCCAGUACACGGUCAAAAAGGACAAGGAGGAGACCGAAGGCAACGAGAGCUCGGAGGCCACGUCGCCCGUCAACGCCAUCUACUCUCUGGCCUAGCGGGGCCCAGGCGCAGCCACUGCUUUCCAAGUGGGGAGAGAGGCGCGGGGGCGACCCAGCCACCGCCACCUUCAUGGACAGGGUACAGCGUGGGGGCCUGCCAAGCUGUGAGGACCACUGACCACCCAGCCAACCAUAAGCUCCUCCCCAUGACCCACACACCAGGUGCCAUCGGUGGGGGAGAGCCCGAGCCAUGGCCGAGCUCAGCUGGAGGGCACCCGGGCCCCUGCUCAGCCUCACAGCCGCCCUGAGCCUUCCCCCGGCACUGCCUGCCCUUGACCUCAGCAUACACUCACCACUUCCUGUCGGUUCUGGUACUUGUCAUUGCCUUUGUUUUGCUUUGUCCAUCUUCCCCUUCAGACCCAAUGUCUCCACUUUCCCUUCCUUCUGAAGUAUCCCUGGGAAGAGAAAGAAUAGGUGGAUUCUCUCUCCCCCCACCUCUUCCCCCCUCCCCCAAAAAACUGCAACGAUGGGUAAAAAAAACUUUGGUCCAUAAAAGAACAUACAGAAAAGCUGCAGUAUUCAACCGCGUGGGGCCAGUGAUUUCGAAGGAUGCCUUUCUCGCCGUAUGCCUCCCCCUGCCCGCAACCCAUUGCCUCGGCCUUGUCUGUUGCUGAGCUGGGCUUGGCUCCUUUCCGGAAAAAUGACAGUAUUUUAGGCAGGGAGAGGGCGGACAGGGCUUCUUGCCUGGCUCUGGCUCUGGCUCUGGCUCAGCUGGGAAGUGGGCUACCUCUUGCUCCUCCCUGUGACCCUGCCCGAUCCUCCAGAGUGUCCGGGACAAGAGCCGCACUGACUGGUGGAGGAGUGUGAGGAGCAGGAGCGGGUCCUGAUGGAAAGUUCCAACUCCAGUGACUGGGGACCUCAAGCAGCAGAAAAGCAGGAACCCGGUCCCUGGGGAGCUGUGCUCACCUCGAGAGAGGAGAACAAGACUGGGUUUGGACUCCUUCCUCCCCAUCAGGGACACCCAGGACUAGACGUGAGGGCCACGCCCACUGUAUCCCAGAGGAGAGGGUGCCCCCCACCUGGCCAGGGUCUGCGCCGUGCCCUCCAGGAGAUGGGGCCUUGUGGUGCGGAAGCUUGGCUGGUGUGUCUGGGGGUGUAAAGCACUGCUCCCCUUCACCUCUGCAGGUGUCAUCCCUUCGGUCGGUUCUCUGUAACAUUGCAACUGUGCAGACGGGGUGUCCUUCCCUAUGGGCCCUGCGGGGACAGCACCCGAGCCGUGCUAUGAAGCCUGGCCUGGAGGACUCGGCGCGCCUCUCUUCGUAUGCCUUACGCAACUCUCCCGUGUCCCUGCAGCCCCGGGCGCCAGCCCUCCCUGCAAGCCGCAAGCCUCCAGCAGGGCCUGUCUGGAGAGCAGGCGGCCUAUGCAAGCAUCACAGCAGACCCAGAAGCAACCACUUCACACGUGCCCGGCGAGCUGUGGCCCAGAGGGGACCUUCGCAGACCUGCCUGCAGUGCUCGUAGGCCGAAGGCACCGCCUUCGUCCACCCCACUAACCCGCUCUCGAAACCAAAGGUACCUGGUCUCAGAGGAGAGAGAGCUUGAGCCUGAGAGGAAUCUUGAGCUGUCGCUACAGCUCACGUCGGGUUCAGGAGGGGGACGCUGACCCUGUGAUGGGCCACCUGCCGCAGACACAGCCUCUGAGUUGAGCCUCCAGCUGCUGGCCAGGGACCUGGGCAGGAACAGGGCUGUGCCCUUCAGAGACUUUAUUGAAGCAGCAUUUGCCACGUGUAUACGCCGCAAAGGUAUUAGCUGUGCCUGCAUCCCUUAGUGACCCGUCAGUGGAGGUCAGGCCCACAGACACGCACUCUGUCUGCAGGUAAGAAACCAUAGCCCAGAGCUGGGCCAGUUGUUUGUUUGAACCUGGGAAUCACGGGCAGGUUUGCAGCUCUCUCUUGGCGACCGGAACAGGGUGAAUAGCAGGGGGCUGGGGAGUGAGCUCAGGGGCCCCCUCCCCUGGCUUCCCUCUGACACCUGCCUGGACACAGCCGGGUAUUCCUGCAGCCUGGACCCCGGGCCCUGCAGGAAGUGCCGGGGAAGAGUGCCUGUGGCCUGAAUGAAAGGACCGGCCUUUUCAGAAAACACUGUGUCUGAGCAAGAUAGUGUCUCAGGCCCUGCGUCCAUAUUGCACCACACACGCUAAUGAACUGACGGCACCGAAAAUGGGCUCCUAGGGCAAGCAGGACUGUGGGAAGUCACCGGGCCCAUCUCCCUGCUUCUACAAAGGCUGCUGCUCAGCUGAUGGCCACAGAAGGGCCCCCGCUACCCCUGGGUCUUGGGGGGCAGUGGUUCCUCAGCCUGUCUUCUCUCCUCGUUUACACCCCGCUCGGCUGUGUACUCCCCCUCGCCCACACCACCAUGCCAUCACGGCAGCAAGAGCAAACCUGGGCCUGGAGAACCAAGUUUUCCCCAAGCACAGGUGGCAGGUGCUUAGAGAGAGAUGUGGGUUAGGGUUAGGGCUAGGGUUAAAGUUAGGAAGGCAGCCCUUCCAGGGAGAAGAAAGUCCAUUUUUCAUGGCUCCGUGCCAGAAUCCACCCAGCUCAGCAGGAGAAAAGUAUUGUCCCCACUCCCUGCCAGCCAGGGCUCUCAAACAGUCACCCCAAAACACCCAACCACCAUGCCGGGAGAGGGCGAUACCAUUGGUGCUUCGGCCUGGCUGGCUGGGGGGCCCGGAGUGGGGAGAAGUGUAGGUCACCUCGCAGUGACUACAAGUUUAUUGCCUGUGCUGCGAUGAUGGCUCUGCAUAUACUCUUUUAUGUUUUUAUUGACUUUGAGAGAGGACGAGAGAGAGAGAUCCAUCAAUCAGCUGCCUCCUGCACACCCCCCACUGGAGAUCUAGCCUACAACCUGGGCAUGUGCCCUGACCGGGAAUCAAACCGGCCACUCUCGGUGCAUGGGACAGCGCUCAACCAACUGAGCCACACUGGCCAGGGCUCAGCAUAUCCUUUUCUUUUUUAAAAUAUAUUUUAUUGACUUUUUACAGAGAGGAAGGGAGAGGGCUAGAGAGUUAGAAACAUCGAUGAGAGUGAAACAUCGAUCAGCUGCCUCCUGCAGACCCCCUACUGGGGAUGUGCCCGCAACCAAGGUACAUGCCCUUGACCAGAAUCGAACCUGGGACCCUUCAGUCCGCAGGUUGAUGCUCUAUCCACUGAGCCAAACCGGUUAGGGUUCAGCAUAUCCUCUUGAACAUCGACUAUGAGCUGGGCUCUGAGCCGUGAAUACUGUGGUGAAGUCAGGUGUGGCCCCUGCCUUCUCAGGGUUGCCGGCCAGUGUCCGGUGAGCAUCCUGCCGUAGGGCCAGGGGACAGCUGCCCCCACUCCCGGCCUAGCUUGGGACAGAAUGGCAUUGCUUGGGAGCCCUCUGAGCGUGUGAGCUGCCAAUGGCCCAGGCUUGAAGGGAGAAGCUUUAGAGAGAGAACUUGGUCUGCAAGGCUGGGCAAGACAGGGCAUCAAACCCCCGGGGCAGCUGAGGAGCAGCCUGCCUCCUGAGCUCUGCCCCUUGGGCAAGUGUAUUGGUGCCUCGGUCUCCCCUCGUCAGUCCCCCGGUGAACACCUCUCCCUACAGGCGGACAUGGGCCCACCUGGGGAGCAAGGAGGCCAGUGUCGGGGGACCAUCUGCUGUAGGGCCAGGGGACAGCUGCCCCCCACCUUGCCUGGCUCCUGGAGAAUGGGACCGGUUCUUUCUUGCCUGGCUUUUGAGGGGAGGGCUGAGUUUAAGCCAAAGGGACAACCAGACUGGCUCCUUGCCUUGUCCACUGCCUUUGCCUGCGAGGUUGGACGUAUCGGGUCCACUCCCAAGGUCCAGAGCAGGUUCCACCCGCCUGAGCGGCAGCCGGUGCCCACACGGCUCGCCCUGCGAGGGUGUCUGCUGCCUGGCAACUAGUUUCAUCGUUUCCCUGAGCAGUUGGCCUUAGCAAAGGGGUGGAAACAGACCCAGGCGUAUCUGUGGGCUUCCCAGCUAAGGGACUGCUCCCCACCCCCACCCAGCACCCUCACAGGGGCGCGCCCUCACAUGGACACGCUGCAGACCGAGGCCAUAUGGCCGGCAGCUCCUCGAGAAGAACGAUGUCUCGGAGAGGCGGGGUCCACCCCCAGUCCUGCGUGAGCUGUGAAGGGCUAUGUGGGGUGCAGUGUGCGAUUUGGGGCAGAAGGAAAGCUGUGCAGGGCGGGCCCCUCUGGGCCACUGCAGCGGGCAAAACCAAGCCAGAACAUGUCUGAUGCAAAGGAGAGCGAGCCUGCCCCAGGCACAGCACAGACAGUGGCCCUUUAAGGCACCGGGAGCCCUUCGCAAGGUCAGAGCCAAGUCACAGAGGUCGCAAACAGCGUGACUGGCAGGGUGGGGACUGGAUCUGCUGUUGCCUGUCUUUGCGAGGCUGCUUCCCUCACACUGAAGAGGUGAGGUUCCUUGGGCUCUCGGCCAGCAGGGGCUGGUGCCAGGGAACCACCUCUCGGGGGGGAGGGUGGCAAGUGCCUGAAAUAUGGGCACAGAGCACUCCCCCCUCGUGACACCGUGACCACUAAUCCAGGGGGCCCUGCCCAACACUGUCAGGUCCACUCGAAAGAAAACGCCCCACAGAUUCUGGCUGAGCUUCGCACGGUGACUUAGGAGUAGCAUGCAGGAGUGUCUGGGUUUUGUUUUGUUUUUUAAUCAGAGUCAAACAAGUGAAACAGCUUGAAAUGACAGGAAACUCAGUGUCCUGGGCAGAGCCCAGCUCCUGGGCCGCCCGCAGCCUGCACAGCCCACAUCAGAGCAGCAGCUCCCUCCCCCCCUCUCCCAUCCCCUCCCCUCACAAGCAGGCUUUCCUGAGACAGGGUCAGAGGUGGAUCCGAGAGAGAGGCGACGACCCUCCAGGGAAGCCACAGCCCCCACCAACCAGUGUCUCAAGACACACCCCAAACCAGUGCCCCUCCGCCAGUAAAUUAGUAUUAAAUGUGUUUUGGAAUAAGGGUGGACACGAAAUAGGUGCAACGGCAUCCAGUGCAGGAUGGGACUCGGAUCUCUGAGUGUGAGGGCAUCAGAGCUGAUCUCAUUGAAAUGACUCAGCGUACAGACAAGGACACUAACUCCCGGGGAGGGGAAGGGGUUUGCGCAGGACCACACAGCCAGUAAUCAAGGUGCGGUCAGGGCUUGAGCUCGGGCCCUCGGGCUCCCUGUCCAGUGUUCUUGCAGCUCCCCCAGCUGCCUCCUUGGAAGCAGCGGUGUUACUUAGCUCCGCCCUGCUGGUCACCCUCUGUACCCCUCUCCACUUCUCCCACAUCCCCCACAGGGAAAGACACAAAGGGUCUUUCUGAGUCCAAGACCAGUCAGUGUGAGCCAGCCUGUGGUGUGGAGGGCAGACCCAGGCUGGGAGAAGGGUGACGAGGUGACUGGCGUUUGUCACUGUGAAGCCCAGACUUGCCUCUUGCUCGUAGCACAUCGACCCCCAGCACGCUGUGUCCCUCGGAAGUGAGGGUGUAAAGGGCUGUGUCCACCCCACCCUUGGCCUCGAGGUGCCACGGGGCAGCGGGGCCCUGGGACGCUCUGCCACCUGGGGUGGGCUGGGCUGCAGCACAUGUGAAGAUUUCAGCGAAGCAAUAAACACAAAAAUCUGGGAAAAGGAAUCCAGAAUUUUGUGCACUCUCUUUUCUCCCCCCAAAAAUGAUGCAGGUCAGAUGACCCCGCCCCACUCUUCUUUUCUGAUCCUCAAAUGCAACAUCUCCAGUCAGUGUUGUCCCUCCACCCGGCUUCCAGCUCUUUGCCAACCUCACACCCCUCUGAGCUGAGCAUCCGUCGCCAGGGAUGUGGCCGCCUUCUGUCCUGGUCCCACCCCCGACCCGACCCGACCCGCGCCGGACCCUCCCAGUCCGUUCCUUUGGGCGGGAAAAUGUUCCCCGAUGUCUCCAUCCCUCCUCACACGCACACGCCCACCAACUGUCUGGUCUUUUUUCCCUGGGUUAAAUAUUUAACUCGCCGCGGCAGACCUUGUUUUAACCCCUCUGACAUCGUGUUCUCUCCUUUCUGUGAGUUACUUUGCAUUAACCCACCCUGUCAGCGACAGAUGCGACCGAGGGUGUCACGCACGGCCUUGAGCAGGGAAGACGCCUGGGCCACGGAGGACCGUCUAAUACACGGACUUAUAAACUGACUGCAUGAGCAACGAAAAGGCCAAAUUAUCAGAGUUUUUUUUGAAUCACUGUAAAAAAACUGAUUUCUUUUGUAUAGAGAACACUAAACAUAUAAUAAAAGUUGUUCAAAACGGA
Molecule: messenger RNA, 10703 nt
Organism: Myotis daubentonii (Daubenton's bat)
Lineage: Eukaryota; Metazoa; Chordata; Mammalia; Chiroptera; Vespertilionidae
Gene: NFASC
Product: neurofascin
Exons: 32
Coding region: 355-4464 (1369 amino acids)
Biological process (GO): axon guidance; cell-cell adhesion; brain development
Cellular component (GO): axon; plasma membrane
Molecular function (GO): cell-cell adhesion mediator activity
Source: RefSeq, a predicted model, not a curated record